This is a messenger RNA of Fusarium redolens, 3180 nucleotides long. RefSeq lists its product as uncharacterized. Gene Ontology annotation, biological process: L-leucine biosynthetic process. The record is from RefSeq and is a predicted model, not a curated record. Lineage: Eukaryota; Fungi; Ascomycota; Sordariomycetes; Hypocreales; Nectriaceae. The coding region runs from base 1 to 3180 and encodes 1059 amino acids. The transcript has 6 exons. Gene Ontology annotation, molecular function: NAD binding; 3-isopropylmalate dehydrogenase activity; magnesium ion binding. Gene Ontology annotation, cellular component: cytosol.
AUGGCAUCCGUAUCAAAUUCACUGACCAAUCCGGGGUUGUACAGUUUUGCCAAUUCGAGCUACCGCCCUCCAACUUCUGCAGAAACACCUAUCUCCGACGCCUUUUCCAGUCCCGUUUUCGAAACCCCCAAACCCGGGCAAGGUUCAGUCACCGACGCCGGGGGUUGGACUCCGCAUUUUGCUGAAGAAUAUUCCGUGUUCAACUCGACUCCUGGAAACCUCCGUGGAUCUCAAAAUUCUUUCGUUGACUUUCGUGCCGACACGCCUUCUAGCAAGCACAAGAGGCUACUAUCCACCGACACUUUUGCUGCUGAAAUUGCAACUCAUGUGAAUCACUUCUCCAACCGAAAUCUACCACUGCCGCCGGUCGAGCCCUCACGUCGCUUGGCCUCGUCCCCGAACUCAGUAACCGUACCCCAAGAAUAUAUAACCGAUACAACGCCCCUGCCCAGUCCUGAUCCGGCCAAGCACCCUCAAUCCUCCAAGAAGGCUAGGAAAGCCGGAGUUCAGGGUGAAGAGCCUUCGCAGACAGCGACACCCCCGCCCACUGGACGUAGGGGAGCGCGGAAGCUCGCCGACAAGCUCAAUAUGCAAAAUGAUCAGUACUUCGGCCAGCCCGACUUUACUGGCAACUCUCAACAACAACAGCAACAUGAUAUUGCUGCCUUGAUGGCUUCCUCUGGUGACAUGUUUGCAUAUCCCAUGACAGCACCUGCUGCCACACCCAACACUUUCUGGGAUCCUUCAAUGGGUAUGGACUUUGACUUUAGUGCAUCGCCUUCCAAUGUCUUUCAGACAACGCCUGUUCAGCAUGGUCAUCACCGCCACACAGGUUCCUUUGACUGGAACAGCGAGGUGCCACUCUUUCAAGACCCUAAUGCACCUUUCGCUUCAGCAGGUUCAGAUCCAAUGCAAACAAUGCAACGUGACCGUCCUCUUGCCCCGAAGCCUAUGAGCUCGGCAUCUGCUACAACUGCAGCAAGCGCUGCCAUGUCUGCUGCCCUUUCCGCUCCUCUAGAUGACCCUUUUGGACUUGGACAGUCCAUGAAUGGAGUAAACCCCGGAUUGCUGUUUGAACCUCCACACAAUUCUGUUUUGGAUAACCCUGCUCUCAUCCCAGUGACACAGGCUGGCUCCGCUGAAGCCACGAUUUUCCAAUCGAGGUCAAGAACACCUCUAGGUGAAAACAUCCGGCAAUCAACGAGCAUGAAGGACUUGAGGGCUACUAAGGUACCGGAUCGUGCACUUGCACCAUCCCCCGUCAAGGCAAACCCUCGACCUGGAAUGGGUAGGAGUUUUAGCGAGAACCGUGGCAAAAGAGCCCAGCCGCAGAACCGACCUGUGCUACCCAAACUUGCACCGGCCCGGCCAGUCUCACAAGCCAGCAACGGGUCCAAUAGCGACAGUGCACCCCCCAACCGGCCUAUAGCCAAACCAACUGGAAGACUGUCUCCAAUGAAGAGCCAGCACCGUCUUUCAGGCUUGGCCUCUAUCCCUGAAGGGCCAGCACUUCAACACCAACCCACUCGAACAGCUGUGAAAUUCACCAUCGACUCGAGGGGCAGAGCCCGCGCAGAGACAACGAUCGUACCUAAUGAGUGGGACUGGGAGCCCAGUGCUAAUCAUCCGGGACUCAUUCGAGAUAGGAGUCGAACACCGCGAGAGUUGGGUCCUUCUGACGAUGACGAAUCAUCCUCUGACGACGAGCCCAUAAUUAUUCCUAGCAGGAACAACUCGUUCAAUGCGUCCUUUGCGUUACCUGAUCCCCUGAGACCAGUUGGGUCCAUCUUUCACUCUUCACGACGUAGUGUUAGCGACAGAAGCACGAGUAGUAUACAUGAUACUAUAGGAGGAUCGCAACAUGAUGCAGACAGCGAGAAUGAGACGAUGAUGUAUGAGCGCAAGGACAAGAUCGGAGAUGCUGCCAGCGAGCUUCGUAAGGUCAUGGAAGAUCGAAGAAAGCGAUCAAAUCCAAUGGGACAAGGAGGACAACACCGUUCGUUCCAAGGCGGCCACUUUGGUCCUUUUCGAGGUGAUAGCAACUCGCCGUCGACCCUUACCGAGUCAAGCCUUAUAACAGACAGACACGUUAGAUGUCUCUGUAGCCGAAAGGGGGCUGACGAGGGGGACGGCUUCAUGAUCCAGUGCGAGUCCUGUGAAAUGUGGCUCCACGGAAAGUGUAUCAAUCUCAACCUCAGGACUCGACCAAGAUCAAUCAGGUUCUCAAGACUCUUGAGGAGAACAAGCCCAGCGUUGGCAAGUUCAACCUCCAGAACCAUCUCAUGGGUGGUAGCUGACAUUCUCUCUCAGUGCUCCAUCGAUGCCAACGGUACCCCUCUCACCGACGAGACCCUCGCCGCCGCAAAGGGCGCCGACGCCGUCCUCCUCGGCUCAAUCGGCGGCCCCGAAUGGGGCACCGGCGCUGUCCGACCCGAGCAAGGCCUUCUGAAGCUUCGCAAGGAGAUGGGCACAUACGGCAACCUGCGACCUUGUUUCUUCGCUUCCGACUCUCUGGUCGACGCCUCUCCCCUCAAGGCCUCCGUAUGCCGCGGCACAGACUUUGUCAUUGUCCGUGAACUCACAGGUGGUAUUUACUUUGGCGAGCGCAAGGAGGACGAUGGUUCCGGCUCAGCAUGGGACACUGAACCUUACUCCCGUGCUGAGGUUGAGCGUGUUGCCCGUCUGGCUGGAUUCCUUGCCCGUGGUCGCGGUGAUAAGAAGGUGUGGUCUCUUGACAAGGCUAAUGUGCUUGCGACAAGUCGCCUGUGGCGAAAGAACCCUACUGGCCUUAACGGUGUCGUUGUGACGAGCAACCUGUUUGGUGAUAUCAUCAGUGAUGAGGCUAGUGUUAUCCCUGGUAGCAUUGGCCUUCUGCCCAGUGCUAGCCUGAGCGGUAUUCCUGAUGGAAAGGGCAAAUGUAACGGUAUCUACGAGCCCAUCCACGGUUCCGCCCCUGAUAUCUCUGGCAAGGGUAUUGUUAACCCCAUCGGUACGAUCCUGUCCGUUGCCAUGCUCCUCCGAUACUCUCUCAACCUGCCUGAGGAGGCCAAGGCUGUCGAGGAGGCUGUCCGUGUGGCUCUGGAUGGUGGUCUGCGCACGAAGGACCUGGGUGGUAACGCUACCACAAAGGAGGUUGGUGAUGCUGUUGUUGAGGAGCUGAAGAAGAUUCUCAAGGCUUAA